AUGUCUUCUUCCGACAGCAACUUUGGCACUACUGUCAGCGGCCUGGCGUGCCUCAAUAACAAUUAUAACAGGGACUUCCGCUCCUUUCGCAACGGCCUUGACCCCGGCAGCAACAAGCCCGGCAAUACCCAAGCCCUGCUUAUCUUCAACACCUUGGAAGAGGCACUGCAGAUGAUCGACCAGAAGUGUAUGCGACUGCAAACGGAAGUCGCCACAGGCGACGCCCUGAACCAGAACCUUCGAGACCAGCUAGCUCAGACCAAAGGCCAAGUGGCUGCGUACGAAGGCGGUAUCGGCAACCUCACCAGGUCCUUCGAACAGGGCAUCCAGGGCAUCGGCAGUGGAGGGGGCCACGGUCCCUCUUCACUGGUGUCCGACCCUGACAAGUUUGGCGGCGACAAGAAGGAUGACAAGAAGCGCCGAUGUGAGUACCGAGCCUGGCAGGGCGGUGCCCGCCUCAAGAUCAACGUUGAGAAAAAGAAGUACUCGACUAAAUACAGCAAGAUCCUGUACGCUGUCUCUCGCCUGGGCGGCGGUGCCAGGGUAGCCGUGGACUCAUACUUGGCGAAUAUCUACAACUACCCGGAGGAGCCGCAUCGGUGGGAAUGGAAGGACGCGGAUACCCUCUUUGAUUGGCUGGAGCGCGCGUAUGACUCCCACGACCGGUCUGGCGAUGCCAGCCGCGAGAUGGAUAAUUUGAAGCAGAAGAACUCCGCCUUCAGCGUCUUCCUCUCGGAGUUCUUGGUCCUUGUAGCCGACCUGGGUCUCGAUAACAAGGCAAAGAUAGAGAAGCUAAAAAAGAAAGUCAACAACGAGAAAUUCAACAACGAGCUUCAAUCAGCGAUGAUCAAGAAUAUCGCGGACUAUGCGCACCACACGGGGAACAAGAACCUGUUCUCUAACAACCCGUUUAACAAGGACAAGGACAAGAAAGACGGCAACAACAACAAUAACAACAACCAGAACCAGCACCCCCCACAAGCAUAA
Anthostomella pinea is the source of this 987-nucleotide messenger RNA. The record is from the annotation of a GenBank genome assembly. Lineage: Eukaryota; Fungi; Ascomycota; Sordariomycetes; Xylariales; Xylariaceae.